Messenger RNA from Ochlerotatus camptorhynchus, 2290 nucleotides. It is a transcript of the gene Cog7, whose product is annotated as conserved oligomeric Golgi complex subunit 7. The coding region runs from base 122 to 2248 and encodes 708 amino acids. Gene Ontology annotation, cellular component: COG complex. The transcript has 4 exons. Gene Ontology annotation, biological process: retrograde vesicle-mediated transport, Golgi to endoplasmic reticulum; intracellular protein transport; Golgi organization. Lineage: Eukaryota; Metazoa; Arthropoda; Insecta; Diptera; Culicidae. The record is from RefSeq and is a predicted model, not a curated record.
ACUAACAUGGAUUUUGUUUUUAUAGUUUUUUGACAACUUCCACGUAAAGGUCUUUAUUUUUCAAUCUGUGAUAUUUUAAACAGUGCAAAAUAUUGUGGGCAACCCAAAUUAUUAGCACAAAAUGGACCUCACUUGUUUUUCUCAGGACUCGUUUGAUGUUGUCCAAUGGACAAACGAUUAUUUCAAAUCCAAUGGAAGUGUGGAAAACAAAGAUGUGAUGGUUUCGUCUUUGGUAUCCAGGCUGCAGCUUUAUGUUGAACAAAUGAAUUACUCUUUGGAAAAAUCAAGUCAUCAACUAAUGAUCACCAUGCCUCACGUUAUAAAAGACUUAAAGAUUACUCAAGCAGAGGUCGUCACUCUAACGGAUAAAAUGCGUCAGCUUCAAAACGACAUCAGCCAUGUUAAUAGGGAUACCGGUGUCUACAUGCAUAAAUUGGAACGGCUGGAAUCGACAUUUCAAAAAAUAAGCAUAGCCAAACAUGGCAUGAAAGAAUCAGAUGGCUGGGGUAAACUUACCGCCGAACUAGAUGAUUUACUUGAGCGAAACGAUGUUUUUGAAUCGAAAACUAAGUUCAUCGAUUUGAAGAAUUCCAUUUCUGCUCAAACUGGUUUACCAGGUCAAACAGAACGCGCGUUACAGUUUGAGUAUUUUACCAAUCGAUUGGAAGCACUCGCUAGUCCAGCUGUGAUACAACAUAUUCAACAUGGAGAUGUUCCACAAUGCUUGAAGUAUGUUGAAAUCUUCAGAAUAAUAGAUCGUUCACCUCAACUGAAACAAUGCUAUAGGACUGUGCACAAGAAUGCGCUAGUCGAAAAAUGGUCAAAAUUGUCUGAUGCCGAAGGCACUUACGAUACCAAUGUUCUGCUGGAGUUUAAUAAUGCUCUAUUGGACUUUGUUCAAAAUCAACAAAAAUGGUGCAAACAAGUAUUCCACAGUAGUUUGGAACCUCUGGAUACAAUAGUGGAUACUUUGAAAAAUCUACAAAGCUCAAAGCAAUCGUUUGUUAUGAACCAGUUGAAAAAAUCACCCAACAAAUUUGAAUAUCUGGCCUCUAUUGCUAAUAGAGAUUGUCACUUCGCGCAUGCAUUGGAAAAUAUAUUGAUUGAGCUACCAAAGGACAAAUUAGACGAUCUGUCUGUAGCAAUAUUUAUGUACUUUGAUGUUUUUGUCGAACAGUAUCCAAACCUCGAGAGAAGCUACUCAAAUAAAAUGCUGGACGAAAUGAAGUUAAACAGCACAAGUGUAGCUGAAAAUGUUAGCACUCUCGAUAAUUGCAACUCUAAAAUUUUGAAAUGGUUCACUGAUGCUAUUAUUCGAUGUACUAACAUCACUCAGAACAAAUCUUUAGUUCAGCUAAUCAACAUUUUCCGAAGCUUUGUUAUAACUUAUAUUGGAAAAUACACAACCGUGCAGAAACAGCUGGUUCUGAAUCAAUCUGAGGAAGUAAAUUGGAGUUUGCUUCAGUUGAAUAUCAACUUGCUGCAAUACCUGGGCGAUUUUAUGCAAGUAAUAGAGCAAUGCGAAAAGAAGCUCUAUGCCUCCAUGAAUGCGAAGGAACUCGAUUCUAACAACAGUACCGUGUGUCUCCUACGAUAUCUUCGCAACAACGAAAAAGUCCGUGAUGCCGUAACUAGACAAACAGUUAGCGAGAGCAAUGUUCUUUUUGUAAAGGAAUUGAACGCUUUACAGAAAGUAGCUGUUGAAAUUCACGAUAGUGUCCUGAAGCAUAUAUUCAUUUACAUCGAAACACAAUUCAAAGAAGUUGAAUUUACUAUGAAACAGCACAGCAAGGAAUACAAUUUACCAGAUUACAGUUACGCUCCGCAAGAAUACAUCACGCAGAUAGGACAAUAUCUACUGACUCUUCCUCAACACUUAGAGCCAUUGCUUCUAUCUCCGUCCCCGGCACUCAAAUGUAUAAUGCAAUUUUGCGAAGAAAAGUACAAAAGCGAGAAGGCUUGCGCCGAUGUGUUGUUAUUCCUCAUUGUAGAGGAAACAACAGCUAUGUACCAGGAGAAGAUUGAUGAAAUACUAUGUCUGUCUGCAUCGGGAGCUAAGCAGCUCGCCACGGAUAUUGAAUAUUUUGGAAACGUUUUAGAAGAAAUGAGUCUGACACUCAGUUCUAAUUUACAACAAAUAAUUACACUACUAAGAGCGCCGUUGGACCAAUACAAUGCAGUCAGCGUCGGUUGCAAUCCCAGGGUAGUAACAUCGAUUAGACAAAAGAGAAAUAUUCUAUCAUGUUGAUUUGUGUUGAUGUUGAAUAUAAAACUAAAUUGUACUAAUACA